AUGAAUCCCACAAGCCAGUUCCUUGGCACAACAGAAUAUGACUAUGGAUACGAUGAAAACACUGCUCCGUGCAAUGAAGGAAACAGCAGGUUCAAAUCCCUCUUUCUGCCGAUCCUUUACUGCCUUGUGUUUGUCUUCUGCCUUCUGGGAAACUCCUUGGUCCUUUGGGUUCUCCUGACCAGGAAAAGGCUGACGACGAUGACCGAUAUCUGCCUGCAAAAUCUCCUCUUCGUUGUGCCUCUCCCUUUCCAAGCCCACUAUGCUUCAGACCAGUGGGUUUUUGGCAACACUAUGUGCAAAAUAAUGGCUGGCAUUUAUUACACAGGUUUUUAUAGCAGUAUUUUCUUUAUAACCCUCAUGAGCGUAGACAGGUAUAUAGCAAUUGUCCAUGCUGUCUAUGCCAUGAGGAUACGGACAGCCUCUUGUGGCAUAAUUAUCAGCUUAAUCCUGUGGCUGCUAGCUGGCUUGGCUUCUGUACCCAACAUCAUGUUCAACCAGCAGCUGGAAAUCGAGCAGUCUGUGCAGUGUGUCUCCACAUACCCCCCAGGCGACAAUACUUGGAAGGUCGUUUCUCAGUUCGCCGCCAAUAUCUUAGGCCUUUUGAUUCCCCUUAGCAUCCUCAUUUGCUGCUACGCCCAGAUACUGAAAAACCUGCAAAAAUGCAAAAACCGGAACAAGAUCAAGGCGAUCAAGAUGAUUUUCAUCAUCGUCAUUGUUUUCUUCCUCUUCUGGACUCCCUUCAACAUCGCGCUGUUCCUAGACUCCCUGCAGAGCCUGCACAUCAUCAAUGACUGCGAGGCGAGCUACCAGAUAGCCCUGGCCCUGCAGCUGACGGAAACCAUCUCCUUCAUCCACUGCUGCCUGAACCCCCUGAUCUACGCCUUUGCUGGAGUGACGUUCAAGGCCCAUCUUAAAGGACUACUCCAGUCCUGUGUCCGUGUCCUCUCCAGCCCUGUCGGAGGUGCAAGGGCUGGUCAGUCGUUUUCGGCACCCACCCAGCUCUCCGGCUGUUCUGACAGCGCAGGGGUCCUGUGA
Messenger RNA from Fulmarus glacialis (Northern fulmar), 1035 nucleotides. RefSeq names its product C-C chemokine receptor type 8-like. Gene Ontology annotation, biological process: chemotaxis; G protein-coupled receptor signaling pathway; immune response. The record is from RefSeq and is a predicted model, not a curated record. Gene Ontology annotation, cellular component: membrane. Gene Ontology annotation, molecular function: chemokine receptor activity. Lineage: Eukaryota; Metazoa; Chordata; Aves; Procellariiformes; Procellariidae.